AUGGCCCUUAAACCAAAUCUCUUAAUAAUUUUCAUGGCUGUCGCAAUAAUAGCACCAGUAAUUAUAGAAGCCCAACAAGGACUUCUUGGUAACCUUUUUCGCCUAAUAAGUACCAACGGAACUGUAUUUUGCACUGUCAAUGGCAAUAUAGGUGUCAAUGGCACUGCAACACCAGUUUUCCCUAAUGCUCUGGUGCAGUUGCAAUGUGGGGCUGGAAAUAUAGUAGCUAGUGCAACCACCAAUAGCUCUAGAGAAUUUUCAAUCGCGUUAAAUCCACGCCUAAAUGUUCUCUCGACUUUACUAUCCAAUUGCAGAUUGGUGGUUAAGACGCCUCUUUCGACUUGCAAUGCAAACCUGCCAUCAGUCGAAGGACUUAUUUCGUCGUUAAAGUUUGUCAGAACGACCCUUGUUGGACUUCUGAAUAUAGCAGAGAUAGUUCCUGCUGGUUUCCAGUUCCUCCCUCUGCUCAACUAA
Olea europaea var. sylvestris is the source of this 474-nucleotide messenger RNA. Its product is annotated as phylloplanin-like. Bases 1 to 474 code for a protein of 157 amino acids. NCBI's taxonomy places the organism in Eukaryota, Viridiplantae, Streptophyta, Magnoliopsida, Lamiales, Oleaceae. The transcript has 3 exons. The record is from RefSeq and is a predicted model, not a curated record.